This is a messenger RNA of Labeo rohita (rohu), 1575 nucleotides long. Its product is annotated as taste receptor type 1 member 1. Gene Ontology annotation, cellular component: membrane. The record is from RefSeq and is a predicted model, not a curated record. Gene Ontology annotation, biological process: G protein-coupled receptor signaling pathway. Bases 1 to 1575 code for a protein of 524 amino acids. The transcript has 6 exons. Gene Ontology annotation, molecular function: G protein-coupled receptor activity. NCBI's taxonomy places the organism in Eukaryota, Metazoa, Chordata, Actinopteri, Cypriniformes, Cyprinidae.
AUGUUUUCAAGGCACCUUUCCUCUAAAUCUGGUUAUCAGAUGCUGCAAGUAAUGAGGUUUGCUGUUGAGGAGAUUAAUAACUCCACCACUCUUCUGCCUAAUGUUUCUCUGGGCUAUGAAAUUUUUGACCAUUGUUCUAAUACAAAGAAUUUAAAUUCAGUCUUAAAGUUAAUCUCAAAGAAUGGAUCAAUUAAACCUAAAGAAAAACUCAACAACUAUCAGCCUAAAGUGAUUGCUUUAACAGGACCAUAUGGAAGCUCAAAAACUAUUACUAUCGCACCACUGAUCACAAUGGACCUUAUACCAAUGGUGAAUUAUGGAGCUACUAGCUAUGCAUUAAGCAAUAAACUUCAUUAUCCUUCUUUUGUAAGAACAAUUCCUAGCAACAAAGAUCUGAUAGAGAUGAUUAUUCACAUCAUUCGGUGGUUUGGAUGGAACUGGGUUGCCUUUUUAGGUAGCCAAGAUGAUUACAGUUCAGAUGGACUAAAACUGUUUAACAAGUAUAUAAGCAACACUGGCAUUUGUUUGGCCUAUCAAGAGGGUCUGAGUCUAAAUGCAAACUACAGCCUUGCACUUAAAAAGAUUGAUAUGCUCAACAUCAAUGUUAUUGUGGUGUAUGCUUUGCCACAAUAUGCAAGCAAAAUUAUCAAAGCAGCCAUAGCAAACAACAUCCAAGACAAAGUGUGGAUUGCAAGUCAAGCAUGGUCUAUGAAUCAACAGAUUCCAAGAGAGCCAGGAAUUGAAAAAAUUGGCACAAUCAUUGGCAUUACCGAGAGACUGUUAUCAUUAUCGGGAUUUGAUGAAUUCAUCUAUAAAACCAGAGGAGCACUUGAUGCUGGUCAUAAUGAUAGAGCUGAGAGUGACAUUCAGGGGAAGAGCAAGACAUGUAAUCAAUUUUGUGAUUACUGCUCAUUGUUGACUGCAGAGGAGAUUAUAAAUGAAAAUCCCACAUUCUCGUUUGCCAUCUAUGCUGCCAUAUAUACUAUAGCUCAUGCCUUACAUAAGGUUCUGCAGUGUGACAUCAAUGAAUGUUCUAAAAACACAAUGGCCAAGCCAUACAUGCUUCUGGGAGAGAUAAAGAAGUUAGAUUUUCCACUCAGUGGCCGUCAGGUGAAAUACAAUGACAAUUAUGAUCCAACCAUCAGUUUUGCUGUUGUGGUCUGGCGGACUAAUAUGAAUCCUCCACAGUUUGAGAUGGUGGGAACAUAUGAUACACAUCCAGAAAUUACUUUUACCAUUGAUAACUCUCUUAUGCCCUGGAUUAACAGUGGUUCAGUUCCUUUUUCAAACUGCUCUGUUGAGUGUACAACGGGACAUUCAAGGCAACCUGAAGGUUUUCAUAGUUGCUGUUUUUCUUGUAAAAAAUGCCAACCUAACAGCUAUGUGGAUUUUUCACAGAGUGAAUGGUCUGAUGAGGGCAGCACGACAUGUAAGACACGCUCUGUUGUCUAUCCUCAGUUCACAGAAAUCGCCUCCAUCGCUAUCAUGGUUUCUACCACACUGAACAUUGAAAUCAUUGAGUCUGUUGAUAUAGUUUUAUUUGAUUCCAGUGCAGUCUACAAGGAUGAGCUCUAG